Molecule: messenger RNA, 2622 nt
Organism: Chlamydomonas reinhardtii
Lineage: Eukaryota; Viridiplantae; Chlorophyta; Chlorophyceae; Chlamydomonadales; Chlamydomonadaceae
Exons: 8
Coding region: 93-737 (214 amino acids)
Source: RefSeq, a predicted model, not a curated record
AUUCAAAGUGUGAGCUUUACGUUAUAUAGGGCUAAACAAGGGAAAACCCCUCCUAGACCAGACUCCACUUCGCUCCCGAGCUCGCGCCAAAAAUGCAGACCCAGCUAACGGCUCGCGCACAGACUGCUGCUCCCUUCCGGGGCAUCGCGGCGCAGCGCACUCGCGUGAGGACCCAGGCGCUGUUUGGCUUCGGCAAGUCCAAGAAGGAGGUGGAUGAGGAGAAGGAGGAGGAGUUCCGGAAGCAGCAGGAACUGAUCCAGAAGCGCAAGAGCGGCGUGCUCAUCAAGGAGGCCAACGACCGCCGCCGCAAGGUUGCGGAGACGCUGCAGGAGCGCAAGAACCUGCGCGCGGCGGAGAAGGAGGCCCUGGCGCGCGGCGAGAUGCCGGAGACCCUGCAGGGCUGGAAGCCGUACGAGAAGGAGAUUGACCAGAAGGGCAUCUCGGGCGGCAUCGUGGUGCCGCUGCUGCCCUUCGGCAUCAAGAAGUACGACGAGGGCGAGCGCUUCGACCUGCGCUCCCCCUACAGCGACGCGGGCUGGGUGGACCCUGAGGAGCAGGACGCCUGGUCGGGCCUGAAGAAGAUUGGCACCAAGAUCCUCAACUUCAGCGGCAAGAGCGAGCCCACCGAGCUCAAGCCCAUCAUGUGGGCCACGCCCUUCACCAAGAAGCGCGGCGAGGAGGCGCAGGAGCCCGAGGAGCCCCAGCAGCCCAACAAGGGCAAGGCCGGCCGCAAGUAAACAGCCAGCUAGCCGCCAGCUGCUGCCGCGGCUGGCCAGGGGUGCUGGCCGGCUCGCCAGGGGUGCUGGCCGGCUCAUCAGGGGUGCUGGCUGGCUAGGGGUCCUGGCCGGCUAGGGUUCCUGUUCCUGGCCGGCCAGGCAAGAUGGCGUGGAGGAGGAAAAGCCGGGAGACGGGGCGGUGGUCAGCGGGGCCGCGGCGGCGCAGGAGCCGCGGCCACAGUGCAGGUGGCGGCAGCGUGCGGCGACAGGCGGCGGCAGCGGCGGCGAACAGCGAGAGGGGGCAGUGGGCUGGCGCAGGAGAAGACUGGGUCGGGGGGCGGGGCUGAGGAACGCCCUCGGGAGGGGUGCUACACUGCGGGGGCGCCACACUGCAGCCUGCAGGGCUGCACCGUGUCGUCGGGGUCGUGACCGGGGACCUGGAAUUCAAGCAGCAUGGACAGUGGCUCGGCCGGCGGCGGCACGGUGGCACAGCAACUGUGUCCGCCAGAGUCGGGGGCAGUGCCGUAGUACGCUGUAGCGGCGACUGCAUGUGGCGGCGGCGGUACGGCGGCUGGAGCGGCAGGCGGCGGCCGGGAGGAGGCAGAGCCGGUUACGCGUUACAAAUGCGGCUGCGUGCUACGACCCGGAGCCACACGACCCACCUCCCCGGCUCAUCAGCUACAGCCCCUUCGCCCCUGCUCUCUCCCGGCUCCUCUUCCCAGCAGCAGCAGGCAGCAGCAGCAGCACCUGCAGUAGCUACAGCUUGUGCAGCGCCUGCUCCUCCUCGGCCUUGACGGCGGCAGUAGCAGCGGCCUGGCGGGCGACGUACAUGCGGCCCAGGCUGCCUGCAACUGCCAGGUGGCCGGCGCACAGGGCCAGCCCCACCACUGCUACAGCCGGCGGCCCCAGCUUCAGCUUGACGCCUGUGUGUGGGGGGGGGGGGGCAGCAGGGGCAGGGCGCGAGUGGGCGCAUGGUAAACAUGGGUGGGUGGGUAGGUGGCUGGGUGGAGGGACAGUUGCGGAAGAGUUUUGGGGGUCAGCGGGGUAGUGUAUGGGUUGGAAGCUGCGAGAAUGGCGUGAGCGCUGGCGCACAAUAACUGAUGCGAGGAGAGAAGAAACAGAGACAGGUUCAAGUGUGUGCAGGGUCGCUGGAUCUGUGGGACAGGAUGCAGAGCGCGGCGUGGAGGACUGGAGUGGCGUGGCGUGGCGGCUGCGCGGCGGCAUGUGUGCGAGUGGCGGUGACACACGGCCUCCACACAGCCUCCACACACACGAACAGCACAGGGCGUGGAGGGCUCGGCAUGCCCCGUGUGAGCAAAGCAAUUUGGUGUGCGUGUCUUUUUGACCUGUGUGUGUGGGUGCGUGGAUGUGUAUCGUGUCUGCGCCAUGUGGUGGUGAGGCGGGGCCGCGUGUCAGGAUCCCGCUGCGGGGUCCCGUGGGGAUGUGCGGCACGACCGGUGUGAGCCAGGCGUUGGAUUGGCACGUGUACGGCACGUGGGUAUGCGUGUGCGUGAUGCCUUCAUUACACAAAUGCCCGCAGACAUGCCCGCAUGUAUUUUUGUAUGUUUCGCAAGCAAAGCCUAUGCUUGGUGAGGAGGAGUUGUUAUGUGAUUUCGUGGAGGUACGUAUGGUCGAGGCGGGCGGGGCAUGUACGGCGCUCCGUUUUCUGCCCGCCUUUGCCGUUUGUGGAUUGGACGCAUUUUAUCUCUCGUGAGCUCGUGAGCGGUUCGCAGGAUGGUUUUCGAAUUGUGUGACCGGGUCGUUGCGAUUGCGGAGUCGAUAUGAGAACAAUGCCAGGUGCCACGGCCGCUUAUAACGCUUUGUAGCAAGCUCUGCGAAUAGCCGGCCCAUCGGCACCUCCGCGGCGUAUUGGCAAGAUGGCGGCGCUGUAACAAAACACACAUGA